AUGACUACCCCAGCUUCAACUGCUGAUGCAGCGUUUGUCACAACUCCAUUGACAACAACAACUACCACUGCUCCACCCACCACUCCUGAAACCACUACCACUGCUCCACCCACCACACCUGAAACCACUACCACUGCUCCGCCCACCUCACCUGAAACAACUAUCCCGGCUUCAACCAUAAAUGCAGUGUUUGUCACAACUCCAUUGACAACAACAACUACCACUGCUCCACCAGCCACGCCUAACACAACUACCUCAGCUUCAACUGGUGAUGCACCCUUUGUCACAACUCCAUUGACAACAACAACUACCACUGCUCCACCCACCACACCUGAAACAACUACCACUGCUCCAACCACCACACCUGGAACAACUACCACUACUCCACCCACCACACCUGAAACAACUACUACUGCUCCAACCAACACAACGGAGACAACUACCACUGCUCCACCCACCACACCUGGAAGCACUACCACUGCUCCACCUACCACACCUGAAACAACUACCACUACUCCAACCACCACACCUGACACAACCACCCCACCUUCAACCAGUGAUGCACCAUUUGUCACAACUCCUUUGACAACAACAACAACAACUACCACUGCUCCACCCAUCACAACGGAUACAACUACCCCCGCUUCAACCAGUGAUGCACCAUUUGUCACAACUCCAUUGACAACAACAACUACCACUGCUCCACCCACCACACCUGAAACAACUACCACUGCUCCAACCACCACACCUGGAACAACUACAACUACUCCACCCACCACACCUGAAACAACUACUACUGCUCCAACCAACACAACGGAGACAACUACCACUGCUCCACCCACCACACCUGGAAGCACUACCACUGCUCCACCUACCACACCUGAAACAACUACCACUACUCCAACCACCACACCUGACACAACCACCCCACCUUCAACCAGUGAUGCACCAUUUGUCACAACUCCUUUGACAACAACAACUACCACUUCUUCACCCACCACACCUGAAACAACAACCACUGCUCCACCCACCACACCUGAAACCACUACCACUGCUUCACCCACCACACCUGAAACCACUAUCACUGCUCCACCCACCACAACGGAUACAACAACCACUGCUCCACUCACCACGCCUGAAACGACUACCACUGCUCCACCCACCACACUGAAUACAACUACCCCAGCUUCAACUGGUGAUGCAGCGUUUGUCACAACUUCAUUGACAACAACAACAACUACCACUGCUGCAUCCACCACACCUGAAACCACUACCACUGCUGCAUCCACCACACCUGAAACCACUACCACUGCUGCAUCCACCACACCUGAAACAACUACCACUGCUCCACCAGCCACGCCUGACACAACUACCCCAGCUUCAACUGGUGAUGCAGCAUUUGUCACAACUCCAUUGACAACAACCACUGCUGCACCCACCACACCUGAAACCACUACCACUGCUCCACCCACC
This is a messenger RNA of Betta splendens (Siamese fighting fish), 1473 nucleotides long. RefSeq names its product salivary glue protein Sgs-3-like. The annotation marks the transcript as partial. The transcript has a single exon. The record is from RefSeq and is a predicted model, not a curated record. Lineage: Eukaryota; Metazoa; Chordata; Actinopteri; Anabantiformes; Osphronemidae.